Molecule: messenger RNA, 357 nt
Organism: Rotaria sordida
Lineage: Eukaryota; Metazoa; Rotifera; Eurotatoria; Philodinida; Philodinidae
Source: the annotation of a GenBank genome assembly
AUGCAACAGAAUCCUCCUCAUUAUCGACAAUUGAGUAAUCGUUCUCAUUCGCACUUUUCGGAUGAUAGUGAUUAUACAUCCGAUGUAUCAUAUUCAAUAAAUUCUCAAGUGAAUAUAAAUUAUCCAGUUGCACCAAUGUCUCAAUCAAAUGCUAUAUCAUCAAUACAUGAAGAUUUUCCUUCAACCGGAGUAACUAAAAAACCAUUAGCAUUUGUCCAACCAGUUAUUCGUGAUUCACCACGACGAUUUAAUCAUGGUGUAAUGGAAAAAACAAAAUCUUUAAAUCAACAAGAACCAUUAUCAUAUAUUAGUCAACCAAGAAAAAUGAUAAGACAAUUUUCUGAUGAACAAAAGUAA